AUGGUUGAUCAAUUCAAAAUUUCCAUUGAACUCUUUCUACUCUUCUCCUUUUCCUUCCAAUUCCUCAUCACCAAUGCAAAAAGUUGUCUAGAGAUUGAGAGAAAUUCUCUCCUCUCCUUCAAACAUGGCCUCGAAGAUCCUUCUGGCAUGCUCUCUUCAUGGAUAGUCGGUGUCGAUUGCUGCCAAUGGGAAUCCAUCGAAUGCGAUAAGAAAACCAAUCGAGUCAUCGCUCUCAAACUUCAAAACACUUUUGCUAAUGGAAUUUCAGGUAACAUCAAUUCCUCUUCACUUGUCAAUCUCAAGGAAUUGAGACACUUGGAUCUUAGUAUGAACAAUGAUCUAGUAUUGGGAAAUGAUUUCAAAUGGAUUUCUAGUCUUUCUAAAUUGAAACAUCUUAAUUUAGGCUCUGUCAAUCUUAGUUUCGCAGCAAACAAUUGGCUCGAGAGUUUAAACAAACUUCCUUCUCUAGUAGAGUUACAUUUACCCUCUUGUGGCCUCACAAAUCUUCCUUCAUCACUACAAUUCAUUAACCUCACUUCACUCUCUGUUCUUGAAUUAUACAACAAUGGUUUCAAAAAAUCCACCAUACCCAUGUGGCUAUUCAACUUAACUAGCCUUACUUACCUCGAUCUCGGUUCAAAUGAACUCGAAGGAAGUAUCCCCGAUGGUAUAGCCUCGUUGAAUUACAUUCAACACAUAGAUUUAUCGAAUAACGGGUUAAUCACGGGGAAGUUACCAAAGAAUCUAGGAAAGCUAUGUAGUUUGCGUACACUUCAAAUUUCAGAAACGUGGAUUGAAGGCGAGAUAGGAGAAUUUAUCGAUGGGUUUUCGUCGUGUGGUAAUACAAGUAGAUUGGAAUCAUUGGAUUUAAGCUCAAAUCAUUUGGGUGGUUUUCUUCCAAACUACCCAUUUCAACAUUUGAGGAAUUUGAAGUAUUUGGAUUUGAAACUUAAUUCUUUUGUUGGGGAUAUUCCUGAAUCUAUUGGAAAUUUGUCAUCUUUAAUACAAUUUUCUGUUUCCGACAAUCAAUUGAAUGGGUCGAUUCCAAAAAGUCUUGGAAAGCUCUCGUCUUUGUCGGUUUUAGAUCUUGCGAAAAAUCCAUGGAAUGGGAUCAUAACCGAACAGAGUUUGUUUAAUCUCUCGAGCUUAAAGGAAUUGUCGAUUUCCACUACAAAUUCUCAAAAGAUAAACUUUGUAAUUGACAUAAAUCCGAAUUGGGUUCCUCCUUUUAAACUCGAAUAUCUCGAUAUCAAAUCAUGUCAAGUGGGUCCGAGGUUUCCAAAGUGGCUGAGGAAUCAGAACAAACUGAAUUACCUUGUAUUUAAGAAUUCAAUGAUUUCUGAUUCCAUACCAGAUUGGUUUCUAAAUCUAAAUUUGACACUUUCUUGGUUAGAAUUGGCUAACAAUAAUCUUACCCGUGAAGUGCCAAACAGAUUUGUUUUCGAAGGUCAAGGAUUUCUUGAUUUGUCGUCUAAUCGAUUCGAGGGUCCACUUCCUCUGUUUUCUUCAAACGUAAGAACAUUGUACUUGAGUGACAAUCUCUUUAGUGGAAUUUUACCAGUUAACAUAGGCCAAUUGUAUCCCAAGAUGGAAAAUUUUGGUGUUUCAAAUAAUCUUCUACAUGGAAACAUACCCAUUUCGUUUGGUGACAUACAAAGCCUAACAAGCAUUACAGUUUUGAACAAUAAUCUUUCGGGAGAAAUUCCUCUCAUUUGGGAAGACAAGUUGAAACUAAUUUGGACUGUUGAUUUGGCCAACAACAGCUUGACUGGAAAAAUACCCACUUCGAUGGGAUCUUUGAGCUCGUUAAUGUUUCUAUCGUUAAAUUAUAACAAUCUCGAAGGAGAGAUUCCUUCUUCUUUACAGAAUUGCACGAAUAUCCUAAGUCUAGACCUCGGAAACAACAUGUUGUCGGGUGAGGUUCCUUCAUGGAUAGGAGAGAAACUGUCGAAUCUCUUCAUUUUAAAGCUUAGAUCGAAUCGAUUUGUCGGGGAUAUUCCAAACCAGCUUUGCAGCCUCUCUGAUCUUCACAUUUUGGACCUUGCUCAGAAUAAUCUUUCUGGGAAUAUUCCAUUUUGUGUGGGUAAUUUGAUUGGAAUGGCAAUUGGAAUUGAUGAUGCAAGAUAUGAAGGUGAAUUGUUGGUUAUGACAAAAGGAAGAGAGCUUCUUUAUCAGAGCACUCUUUAUCUUGUGAAUUCUAUAGAUCUUUCGGGAAAUAAUCUUUUGGGAGAGAUUCCUAAGGCGGUUACAAAUCUUUCAAGACUUGGGACAUUGAAUUUAUCUUCGAAUCGUUUAACCGGAUGGGUACCCGAUGAAAUCGGAAGGCUAAGUCGGCUUGAAACAUUAGACUUGUCGAAGAACCAACUUUUUGGACCAAUCCCACAAAGUUUAGCCUCUUUGACGGCUUUGAACCAUCUUAACCUGUCUUAUAAUGAUUUGAGUGGUAGAAUACCAACUGGUAAUCAAUUGAAUUCAUUGGAUGAUAUUUCAAUCUAUGCCAAUAAUCCAAGACUUUGUGGGCAUCCUUUGACAAUCAAAUGCGCGGAUGAUGUUGAUGAGAAUAUCAGUGAUUCUCACGAUGUUAAUGAUGAUAAAGAUGAAGAUGACGAGGACAAAAACUGGUUUGGGGCAUUGGGGUUCUUCAUUAGUAUGAGUUUUGGAUUCGCGGUUGGUUUUUGGGGAUUCUUUGGUACUUUGAUGAUGAAGGAAUCGUGGAGACGGACUUAUUUUGGUUUUGUGGACGAUAAAGUUGAAGUCGUGAUUGGGAGAGUCAUGCUUGUCAUAAAGAAGUUGAAAUAUUAG
Impatiens glandulifera is the source of this 2802-nucleotide messenger RNA. Its product is annotated as receptor-like protein EIX1. The record is from RefSeq and is a predicted model, not a curated record. Lineage: Eukaryota; Viridiplantae; Streptophyta; Magnoliopsida; Ericales; Balsaminaceae. The coding region runs from base 1 to 2802 and encodes 933 amino acids. The transcript has a single exon. Gene Ontology annotation, molecular function: protein binding.